UGGGUUGUUUUUUUAAAAUUAAGAUUAAAAAAGAAAAAGCACUUGCAUGUGUUAAAAUGUACGAGAAACGGUAAUAUAAGCAAAUAAUUAUAGAAGUUGUUGUUAAAUAAGAGCUAGACUAAAUUUACCAAAGCAAAACAACUUAGACUAGAGAGUAACUUCUGUACUAUGGCAUGGGCUUAGGGCUGGUGAUUAAUUAGGACAAGUUAGGACUAGUCACUGGAUUAACUAGAUAGAACUUGUCUUACUUUACUACUCUUUAGGCUUAUGGUCAUAGGUCUAAACAUAAAAAGCGUCUUCUUACUUAUGGCUAUGGUAUGAGUGAGUACGAAUUAUUUAUUUAAUUAUAAUAUAAUUAGCCUAAUAAUUAGUAGUAGAAGCCUAACUAAUACCACAAAAUGAAAGAGCUUAGGCCUACGCUUAGUAGUUAGUAGGAUGACUUUAAUUUACAGUUUAAUAGUAUUACUAUUAUUAGCCUUUAAAUUUAUAUUGCAAAUCUACCACUUGAGCCUCGGCCAAGAAAAAAUCCACUUGUUCCAGUUUGAAGGGCUAUUUAAACAAUUAUUCUUAGGCCUAUUAAGUUUUUAUGACAUUUUCAUUGUAGUAUUCAUUCCAAUUCCAGCACAUGUAUAAUGCAAAUAGAAAAAAUAAAACAAUUUACUUAAAAAUUAUUAAAAAACGGGCCAAAUUUGAAAUUUUUUUAAAGGUUGACGGCCACCAUCCCUAACCUAAACCCUAAACCUAACCUUAACCCUAAAUCGAUCCCGGCUAAAAUUAAGGAUGGAUGCCAUGGCGUCUUUUGUGUGUUUAUUAUAGUUGCAGUGAAUUAGGUUUUAGGUUAGGCUGAGGGAUCGAUUUAGGGUUUAGGUUAGGCAUAAGGAUGGAUUUAGGGUUCAGGUUAGGCAUAGGGAUUGAUUUAGGGUUCAGGUUAGGCAUAGGGAUCGAUUUAGGGUUCAGGUUAGGUGUAAGGAUCGAUUUAGGGAUACAUUCGUUAAAUUCGAUAAAAUAGUGGCAUUCGUCCUUAAAAUUUACAUCGAUCCCUAAACCUAACCUAAACCCUAAACCUAUCCCUAAACCUAAAUCGAUCCCUAAACCUAACCCUAAACCUAUCCCUAAACCUAACCUGAACCCUAUACCUAACCUGAACCCUAAACCUAACCUGAACCUAUUCCUAAACCUAACCUGAACCCUAAAUCGAUUCCUAAACUCAACCCAAAUGCUAAAACUAGCCCUAGAGCCGCAAGUAAGAACACAUGGAAUUUACACACUAUGGCAAGAAAACUAUGAACAUGAACAAAAACAAGAAAAAAUGGACAAAAAUAAUUAUAAAAUUAAGGAAAUAAUAAAAACCCAACUUACAGUUUCAUGAAAUACACUUUUACACACUUUAUUUCAGGUUCCAUCGAAAAUAUUAUCCACAAAAUGAAUAGAGCACAAGACCGGUAUUAGGCCAAAAUGUAGCAAAUAUGGCGGCAGAAAUAAAAUAUGAUAAUUAGCCAACCAAUGAUAUUUUAAAAUUAUAAUUAAUAAACCAAUUAAAAUUUUAAUACAACACAUGUCAUCAGCGUACGAAUACUGAUACAUAACAAAAUAAUUUUCUUAAAAUAAACUCGUCCGACGCUUCCUCCAAUGAAAAUAAAAAAUAAAAUAAACAAAGGGGAAAGACUCCUGCAAAAAAAUUGAAUAAACAUGCAAAUGACGUCACGGGAUGAUUCUUAGAUUUAGCCAUGCAUAAUUCUCCCCCUAGGUGACAAAAUGAAGUUGUCAUUUCCACAAAAACAAUUCUGGAACAUGAAUUCAUGUCAAUAUGGAGGGAGAAGAUCAUGGCUUGUGCCAAUCUGUCUUUUCAGUUUGCGCGCAUCCACAUGUUUUCCAAAUUCUGUGUGUGGACAUCAGAGUCAUCUGGAUCAACAAAAUUUUGUUGAUGCCCCACAACGGAGUGUUCAACUGUUCAUAUAUACUAUUUCUUAUUUGGUCUAUAUUGGCUUACGCCACCCAAUUGUCGGAUACAAUCAGUGAUCCUGUAAGUAUAUUAGUAUAAAUCUUUCGAUGCACUCUUGUAAUGUUGUUGGACGUCGGUCUGGCACUUCGAUAAGAAAGCAGCGCCCACUCUCUCUUUCCACACAACCAAAAACCCAGUGACCCAGUGACCCUCUCCCCACUAUCCACGGUGGUAUUUCCUGUGGAAAUAUUUUGUUUCAUUGAUGUCAACUAAAAUGGAUUCUCGUUGAUUGUCCAAACACCCAAUUUCAGGCGUAUUUGCAGCCAGCCAGGCUUUGCACUCCUCCCGCAUAUAUUGCACCAGUCCGACACACUAGUGACAUUUGAGAUGUCAGCCUCUCGUGCCAUCUGCAACUGUGGCAUAUCACAACACCAGCAGUAAACUAAAAUAAUAAUUUGCUGGUUGCUGAGGUGACUUCCUGGAGAGAAAGAGCCUUCUUGUUGUGACUUUCUGUAACUGCAUGCUGGAUGCUGAGGUGACUUCCUGCAAAGAGAGAGCCUUCUCGUAAUGACUUUCAGUAACUGCAUGCAGCACAGGCCCACCUGAGACCAUCCUGUCCUUGAGUUUAUCUGUUUAAUCUGCACAGCCCAUUGCAGACACCUCAUGUCAUACUGUUUUUAGACAGGCGUCUACACACACACCACCGUAGUACUGAAUUAGGGUCUGACAAAUUCGGCAGUAGUGUGGACAGCCGCCAUACUUCUUCAUAUUUUCGUAUCUGAUAAGUAGCAAACACUUUGUGCAUGGGCACUAUUGUAGUCUCUCCUCUUUUUCUGCCUGCUAUAUCAGUAGCUUAGAAUUAAUAAUUUUUUAAAUGUAUUGUGCUAAAUAACUUUAUGUGGAAGCAGAACCAUUAACAUAAAAACCAAUAUAAGAAUAAUUGUUUAAAUAGCCCUUCAAACCUUGGUUGACUCUCAAUUUGUAGAUUAUCUUUAUAUUAUAUUAUUUUAGGCAAGCAGUCAUCUGAAAUUCUUAUAACAUGUCACACCCAGAAAAGCUGGGCCUGCAUUAAAAUAGUAAUAAAAGAUGCAACACAGUGUCAGUAUGUGAGUUUGAGUACCUUGGUGUCCUUGGCCUCGGUGCCUUGGAUCCUGUCCUGCCAUUUGAUUUUAGGGAUUUUUCUGAGGCUUGUUGUGUGAAAGAUGUUCAACUUUCUUGCAAGACAUUGAUAGACCUCAUAAAAUAAUUGUCUUUUAUUCAACUUUCUGUGGCAGUGAUGUCUCUAAAAAAAUCAUCAAUCAAGUUAUAAGAUAAUUAUAAGCGAUGAUUUUUCUUAAGGAAUUAAGUAAUUAUGAAGCUUAUUUUUGAAAGACAACACCUUAACAAUUUUCAGUAUUGUUUACUUGAUAAAUGAUUAUUCUUAAUCUAAUUUCACAAAAAUAUAUUUACAAAAGUUCUACUGAUUCCUCAUUUAGUAUGAAAUUAUUGUAAAAAAGAAGGUUCUUAAUGAGCUCAUUAUUUAUUUAUAGGCCUACUAAAAAAUUUCAGAAUGAAAUUUCUGUUGAAUGUGACUUUUAUUUUAGUAUAAAGGAACCAAUAAAAUAUAAAUUUAUUUUGAAUUAAUCAAUUUAAAGAUAUUACUAGAUUGUAUUUACAUAUUAUAUAAUUUCAGGUACCUAGCAGUGAUGACAAGAAGAGGACGAUUAUUCUAAAAAGUUUACAAUACCUAACGAUAUGGAUGACAAAAAUUUCAAAUUUAAAUACAGAACAAAAACAAAAGAGUGGAAAAUAAUGUAUGGAGAAGAAACAUCACCUGAAAGUGCUAGCAGUAGCUUACCUUCAUUGAGCAUGAAUUUGAAUAAAAAAAAUGAAAUUUUCAUAAGUCAGGUAACUAUUGAAUGCAAAGAUUUUCUAAAAUUUUACUUACUAGCAACUAAUUUUUAAGUUUAAUUGUAAGCAUUUUUUAAUAAAUAACAUGUAUAUUAUAUUAUUCCACAAAGCAUAAUUUUGUUUAAAUAUUACGAAAAUAUUUGAAGAGAAAUUCUGAGUUUUGAAUCAGUAAAUUUAUAUAAAAUGAACAAUUUCAUAUUUUCUACUUUUCAGGAUGAAACUGUUUCAUUCAUUAAAAAAAGAGAAAUUAAUCAGAGAGAUUGCAAGAAAAUAAUAAAAGAAGAGUAAGGAAAUUUUGUUGUUGCCACAAAAUAAAUUUAUCUCAGUUUUUUUUUUUUAAAUUUUCAAAUAAAUUGUGUAUUUUACUUUUUUAUUGAAAUAUUUGUCUACUCUAAGUUCCAAAAUGAAAUAAACCAUUAACUAGAGACUCCUUAAGUCCACAGAGUUUUUAAUCAGACAAUGGUGAUUGUUGGGAUCAGAGUUCUUCUCCACGGUUUUGAAAUUCCCACAUUCCUCAAAGAUAUCUGUUUAACUUGUCAGUCCCUCACUGCCACAGAUCUGUUGCGAUAAUUUCAAAUUUGUGGAACAGAAGUAGUGUAUGCAGUUGUGGCUUCAGCAGAGCUUGAAAAACUAAACAUUCAUCAUGAUCCCUUCUUGAGAGUUGUUUUAAUUGUCAUCUUUGUUGUGGUCUCAGGUGUCUAUUAGAUAUUCUUGUCUCUUCACUUAUUAAAUGCUUAUUAUGGCUUCUUCAAAGGUUUUCCUUUUGUAAUUUUUUUGGGGGUAGCCAUCUUCAUUUACCUUUAUCUUAACUUCCUUAUAACUUUCAAGGUCAAUGUCAUAUUUUUAAAAAUAAUGAACUAAGUGAUGCUAAUUUAGGCUCAGGUCAAUCUCAUUUCUAUCUGUUGUAUAUGAACAGCUACUGUUAGUGUUAUCUAAUAUUUUAAGUUACUCUUAUAAUCAUAUUAUAAUUAUUUUUUGUAGCAAAACAGAAAUUUGCCAAUGUGGCAGAUUAGUGAAAGAGCAUAGUAAAGGUGUGCAAAAGAGAGUUAAGGCAGUCAAAUGGAUAAAAGAUAAACACUCAGAAAAAAUACCAUGUGAUUCAUUUGGUGAAAUACAAUUCAGUGGUUUUGGCACCAGUAUAAGCAACACUUUGGUACCAGUAAGUAAACAAAUUACAAUUACAUUUAAAAUAACCCAGCAUUAUGUGCAUACUUGAAAUUAUUUUCAAUAAAUUCAAACAGGUUUUGAGACAAAAAAAGAUUUGUUGUUGGGAGUUUUUGUUAAAAAUAUGUUGAUAUUAUCAUAGUCGAGUAAUGCUCAGUAGUAAUCAAAAUUUUUUCACAAUUUUUAAUUGUAAGUCAUCAUGUAAGUUUCUUUUUUUUAAAAUAUAGUACGCAAGGAUAUGCUAUGAAACAGAGGCUAUUGUUGUUUGGGACCUGAUGAUCAAGUACUGGAAAAUGCCACCACCAAGGCUUCUCAUCUCUGUUACAGGUGGGGCUAAAAAGUUUAAAUUGAAACCAAGACUUAGCUCAUUUCUCAAGCAAGGACUUGUAGGAUCAGCUGUUAAAACAGGUAAGUAUCAACGGAACUUUUUUUUAGUUGUGUUACAACUUAUAGAUCCAUAUCAUUUCUUGUUUAAUUAAACAAAAUCAACUUAGUUAUUUAGAAAAGGAUUUAGAGCAUCAUUUAAGUUUGUUGGACCAGUGGACAAGUCUCAAAAUUGCAACAAGGACAGGUGGAAGAUUUAUUACUAAUAUUUUCUUUUUAUUUGACGACAAAUAUGCAUGUUUUGCUGACUGGCAACGUAAAGUUUGGGGACUGGUGCAGAUCCACGGACUGCCAUUUGAGGAACACUGAUUUAGAGUAUUGAGUAAACUUCUUAUUUAAGUAUGAAUUUAUUUUUGAUAUUUGGGAAAAAUAUAAUUAGAUAUUUAAAGGUAUAUAGAGAAUAAAAAAAUGCUUGAUAAAUACAUUUUCAUACACGUUUCUUUAGGUGCCUGGAUCAUAACAGGGGGGACCAAAUCUGGUGUGAUGGAGUUUGUUGGUGAAGCAGUGAAGGAUCAUAUGCUGAUACAUAGCAACAGCACAGACAAUAAAUGUGUGGUCCUAGGCAUAGCCUCAUGGGGAGUUGUGGGGAAUAAAAAGGCACUGAAUGGAAAUAGGGUAAAUAUGUAACAUUUCAUUGGCAUGUGGUAAAAAAUGGUUCAUUGAAUUCAUUUGAGAUAAAUAUGCUACAUAAGAAGAAUUUAAGAUAAAAAUGUUACAUUUGAUGGAUGUUAUGUGAAAAAAUAUGUAACAUUAAAUGAAUCAGAGAUUAAUCCAUUAUAUUAUUAUACUGGAUGAAAAUAGGGUAAGCCGUUUGAACUAAUAUGUAUAUUUAUACAUAUAUUUAUUAUUUUAUAUUUAUUUUUUUAAAACUAAACUUAAAUUUUUAUUCACUAUUUUGUUAGUUGUCAUUCUCACCUCAAUAUUAUUGCCAACAAUAUAUUUAAUCUUUCUUGUUUAAUAGGUGCAGAAAAAUGGAUUUUGGCCUGCAAUUUAUGACAAUGAAGAGUUACAAGAAAAACGGGCCCACCUUGACCCCAACCACACCCAUUUCCUUCUUGUUGAUGAUGGCACAGAAGGAAAGUUUGGAGUUGAGAUUGAGUUCCGUUCAGUUCUAGAGAAAUUUAUAUCUGGCAUAGAAUCAGAUGGUAAUUUUUUCUUGGUUAGCCUGUUGAUUCAAAUGAUUAUUGAGAUACUUAAGUCUUAAUUAAUUUAUUUAAAUAAAAUACUUGUAUGAUGUGUAAAUAUUGUUUGGAAAUCAUUAUAAAAACUCUAAUACAAUUUUCUUUAACAUUACUUCACACAGAAAAACCAAAAGAAAAAUCAAGUGAAAUAAAUGAAGGUCAGCGUUCAAGCUGUGAGAUGGAAAUAGUAAGAAAAGGUAUGUGGAAGCUUGAAUCAAAACACAGCAAAACAAGAUAUCAAAGUUUCGGCUAAGAACCUUCCUUAGCAGACAGGAAAAAUGAAAAAAAGACAAUAAAUAGAGAAUAGUUAAAAACUAAAAUGAUUGCCAUUGUUAUUGCCAGAAGUUGGAUUUUUUAAAAACCAAGAUUACACAAAGUGAAAGAAUGUAUAUAUUGUUACUGUGAAAAAUAAGGUCUUAAAUGUUAAUGACCGAAAUGUUUUGGAGAUAUAUAAAAUAUAAGAAAUAAGAAAAGAAUGCAGGAAAAUAGAGCUCAUUAGGAGGAGAGUAUUUGUAAACUUUUAUGGAGACAAUUAGUCAGAUGAUAUCUUGUCAUCAUGUUUUUGGAAUAAUUUAAUUGGUUUCACUUAUAUAACUAUUUAUCCUUUAAAUUUUAUUUAAUAUAAACGAAAAAUACAAUUACUAUUGUUUUUAACAUUUUUUACCCAGUUAUACAAAUUCCAGUUGUACUGGUAGUUGUUGAAGGUGGUCUUGGCACCAUGGAGACAGUACAACAAUCUUUAGAGAAAAAAACUCCAGUGGUCAUUGUAAAAGGAUCUGGCAGAGCUGCUGAUUUUUUGGCAUAUGCUUAUGAAGAGACAAUAAAAAGUUGUGAUAAGUAUGAAGCUUUUUGAAAAUCAUUGAUCAUGUUUCUUUAAUACUUGUAAAUUUUCUUUGUUUAUCUCAAUUUUAUUUGUGCUUUCCUACAGGAACAGUACAUUCAUAUUUACCUUAGAGUUUGAAAAGAAAAUGGAAGAGGCAGAGUUUAAAAAUAAAAUUAAAGAGCAAUUAAAAAAAGCCUUUGAGAAGGAAGAAGAACAAGAGCAUGCUUUGGAGAAAGUGAAAAAGUGUUUUGUCAACAAUUUGGUAAGUUUUGUUGAAAAUAAUUUCAAAAUAAAAUAACAUAAAAAAUGCUUGUUUAUGAAAUGUUUGAAAUAAUUCACAAAUUAAUUUUUUUUUAAAAUUAUAAUUUUGUUUUUAAAAAAUAAUUCUAUAGUAUUAUUAGUUAGCCUUCUUUUGAGAGAAGAUUUCUCUAAACUUUAAAAAAAAAAUGUAUAUGUUUAAAAAAAUUAUCAAAAAUGUAUGCUGAUUUACCUUUGUUUAGAAUUUUGGCUUUGGACAUUAUGUAUAACAUGAAAUUUGCUCUCUUACAAUAUGGUGCAUUAAAAUUUACACAAACAAAUUAAACUGAAAUUAAUAUAAAUAACUAUAUAGUGGAUUCUUCUUAAUUGUGCUACUGUAAUUGUAAUAAUAAAUAUUUAUUAGGGAUAAUUCGGAAACAUCAUAAAGAUUUUGUUUGGUCAUUUUGAUUAAAUUUACCUUAAUCGUGUUAUUUAUAUAUUUGUUGAAAGUUGGUGAAACAAGUGUAUUCAGACCUACGAUGCAACGAAUUUAUGCUGAUAAAUUUUAGAUGAAAAUAAUAUUAUACAGAGUAACACCUCUUAAAUAAUAUUAAUUUUUAUGAUUCAAUGUUUAAUUUUAAAUAGAUAUUUUUAUUUUGUUUUGUUGUUUGGCUUUGGUAACGUUGCAAGAAAAACAAAGAAACCUAUACAUAAAACUGUAAACAGACCAGCUGUAACAUACACAAGGGAAACUUGGACACUAAAAAGCAGAAAAUCUAUUAAACACAUGGGAGAGAAAAGUUCUCCAGAAAAUAUACAUACCAAUGAAGGAUAAAUAUGGAUUUAGAAUAGGAAGCAAUCAGGAAUUGUAUGGACUUUAUCAGGAUCCCAUGCUAGUAGAAAAUAUAAAAAAAGGGCAGGCUACACUGGGUGGAACACUUCAAAUGACUUAGGAGUAAAGAGGGAUCACCACCAAAACCCCAGAGGAAAAUGAUUCAAAGGCAGAGCUAGGCUUAGAUGGAUCGAUGAUGUGGAAAAGAUCUACAGCAGCUAGGAAUCCCAGAUGGAAAACAAAAACAUCAGUUAGGUCUGAGUGGAAGGAAGUGAUGAUGCAGGCCAAAGCCCUACAUGGGCUGUAAUGCCACAGGGAUGGAUGGAUAUUUUGAUCUAAAAAAAAUAGUUUUAUUGAUAAUGUGUGAGCACAUAUUUUGUAACUCCAUAAAUUGUUACUUUUGUUUAAACUAUUAUUAUUGUUUACUUUUCAUAUGAGUCCUCUGUUGAUUUGACUUGUGUUUUAAUUGAUUGAAAAUGCAUGUUUCCUUAAGUGUCCCAUAAUGUUUUAUAUUACAGUCUCGUCUUAAUCAUUUGCAACUGUCUUCUGUCAGGUUCAACAAAACACUUCAUAGAAAAACUGCAAAAAGUUCCAAAUUCAGCUGCUAGAUAAGUUCUAAAGGCAAAGAGACUUGAUCACAUCACUCCACUACUUCACUCCCUUCAUUGGCUCCCUUUCAGGCACACCUUUUUCUCUCAUUCCUGCUCUUCCUAUCGUAUCUUCUUUCUGUCUAUUUACCCCUUCAACAGCUUCACUCCUCUGCAGACAAGCAUAUUCUUUCUGUUUCCAAGACACGAACUAAAACAAACAGUGAGCAAUAUUUCUAUUUCUGCACCCAACAAACAAUGGAAUUCUCUCCUAUUACACAUCCUCAAUAUACCGACCAUCCAAGCCUUCAAAACUGCACUCAAGACAUAUCCCUUUAAACUCUACUAUUCCGACUCAUUCUCCCCCCCCCCCACCGAUAAACAAGCCUCGAUGCUGCUGCGUGCAGGCCAUGGCUAGACAGGGGUCAAUAGUUUUUGGGUUGGCAAGGUCAACAUUUUUACACAGCUGUUUAAAUUAAUAAUUUUAUGUAACUGUUUUUUUUAUUUCAUGUUUCUUUUUUUCCUUUUGCUAAUUUUUAUGUGAAGCACUGUGAACCAAGCCCUAGACUGGGGUACAGCGCUAUAUAACAACACUUUAAUAAUAAUAAUAAAAAUAAUACACAUUCUUGAUUAAAGACUUGAGGAUAUUUAUGAAAUGGUGUAACGGAUGUUAAAAAUUGAAUUAUUUCAUUUAGAUAGUAUUAUUUAUUUUUAAAACAUUCAUUUGAAAUAUUUGAAUUUUUCCCUUGAUUUUCCAUCCAGAUAACUGUUUUUGAUUUAGGGAAGUGUGAGUCAGUGAAAGAUAUUGACAGGGAAAUUCUGUGUGCCAUUUUGAAGGGUAUGAUUGAAUCAUAUAACAAAUAGUUUAUCCCUUGAUCUAUACAAACAGAAUUAUACUGUCUCAUGAAAUUUUAUCAGACCUGAGAAUAUUGCCACUGUCUUAUACCCUACUGUAUUAAGCUUAUUUAAUUAUAUUUAACAGUUUUAGCUUAGACAAUCAUUUAUGUUAUUAUUAUAUAAUUAAGUAAAAUUAUAAGUACAAUGUACAUUAAAAAUCCCAUAAAAGUUUGAUGAAUUUUUAAUUAAUAAAAGUUCUCAAAUAAUUAAUAAAUCUUGCAUUACUCAUAAUAGGGAAUCUGUUGUUUUUUUAAAUUUUCUGUAAUAAGAAAAUUUUUGCAAAGCAUGUGCUCAUUCCAAUAUUGGACAAAAAUUAUUGAUAAAAAUUUUGUCAGCCAACAAGUCAGAAAGCGAAUCACAACUUAAUCUUGCACUGGCAUGGAACAGAUAUGACAUUGCAAGACAACAAAUAUUCACUUCAGAAAAUAGACAAAAAUGGAAGGUAUAAAGUCUUACCUUCAAGCUAUUUUUUAAAUUAUACAAUAAAAACUGUUGUUUUGCAACUUUAAAAGUAGGUCUACAUUUAUUUACAUUAACAGGAAAUUAAAAUUAUAAAAUCAUACGUGAAACGAAUUAGCCUGCUAACGUUUUGAUUUAAAAUAGGUCAUUUAAAAAAAUAAUAAUUAUGAAAUUAUAACUUUUUUCUGGAUGAUUUAUUCCAUUUAUCUAUUUAAUUUAGUUACAAACAGAAUACUUACAUGAAGCAAUGCUUACUGCACUGGUACAAGACAAACCAGAAUUUGUUCAACUGUUUUUGGACAAUGGCGUGGACCUAAAAGAAUUUCUCACUGUUAAACAUUUGAUGGAACUCUAUAAACAAGUAAGCAAAUUUGGUGAUCUUCUCCAUUUUUUGGGGGCCAAAAAUAUAACUCUCCUCAAAUUAUUUUGAUGAAAAAUUUUCAAUUGUGUUUUUUUUAUAGAAGUCUUUAUAUGAAAAGAUGUGUUUCAUACUGUUAUAGUUUUGAAGAUUUAAUCUGUUUUAAAAUAAGGCUCAUAGGAUAAAAAAUAGGUAACAAAGGACAGAGUAAACAGUUUACAAAGAAAACGAUACCAAAGCUGGUGAUACUAACACUAUUUAAUUUAAUUAUACUAAUACAUUUCUAUACAACCAGAAAUUUGAGUACAGAAACAACUUACAGUGAAAAAGGUACACUCAUUAAAAUACAAAUAUUAAUUUAAACAUACACAAUUAUACAGUGUCUCAUACAUAUUUCUAAAAGUUUAUCUAUGUCUAUCUGCUAAGAAACCUGGCAGGCUUUAUACUGAAAUUAGAUCCGAAUGUUUUGGUAAAGAAAUUCUAUAAAUUGCGUUACCUAAUGGCAUUCUUGAGAACAAAUGGAAGGCAUUUGAAUAUAAACAAUAUUUUCCCAAUCAAGGGUGGGGUGGGUACAGAAUGACACAGCACAUUAACUCGGUUACAUCAAUAUUAAGGCAGAACUAAUGGAGACAAGUGUGGUGGCUAAAAAUAGCUCUAUGUUCAACUGAAAAAUGGGCCAAGACAUAGGCUAUCAUAUCACACGCUGCAUACCUUAUUUAUAUUCUACUUUUCUACCUUGUGAUUUCAGCGAACAAUUUAUUUGAAAUUUUUUGCAUAUUUUUGUUUGCAGUCUCUAAACUCAGAUGAGAGUGAAGCAUCAAUUCUUAAGAACUUAGCUGCUUAUGAAGAGGUAAUUAAGACUUCAUGAAAUGUCAUUUUACAAAAUAAUUGUAUGAAAAAAUUGUAAGGCAAUAAAAAUGUUUAUUAUUUUGGAUUAAAUUUUUGUUAAAUGCUUAUUUUGAUAAAUUUUUCACAGAUAUACAUUUACAAUGAAAUGAGAUAAAUAUUUUGACUGAGUGGUAACUAACUAAAAAAUGAUUUCAAUAAAACUAAUUGCAACCAGAUGCUUUUUAAUUUUCUGUUAAAAUUUUUUUUUUUUCAUUUGUGACAAAACCAUUUUUUGCAAUUUUAAUGUAUUUGUGCCACAUAUUAUAUAAUCUAUUUAAGAUUUGGGAGACUAAUUCAAAUUGACAGAAACACACAAAUCUUGUAUAGUGGAAGAAUCAAUAAUAUUAUGCUUACAUGUAGAAAAUACAUCUAACAUUCCGUCGGUGCAUCUGAUCAGAUUGAUACAAGCCAAUUAUUUUUGUUUUUCACAUGUGUAUAAGAGAUGCCAGCAAGCUCGGCUUAUCUGUAGUUUAAUGUUUUCCUUUCCUGUAUAAGCUAAGACCUUUAAGUGUGCAAAAAAACGCUUUUAGAGUGCUGAUGUUGGCAGGUUUUUUUUCAAAUUGAUACACCAUGCCUUCGCAUGUCUCUUUGUUUUUUGCUCUGGUAAGUUACUUUAUUCAUAUUAGUAUAUAUAUUGAUAUAAUUAUAAUAUUUAAGUUUAAUGAUGUCUGUGGGCCUUUUAAUUGUAAAUAUCAAAUUGAUGCAUUGCACACAAACAAGAUAUUUAUACUUAUAUAUUUCAGGUUACUUCUGCUGUUUAACAUGGCAGGUUGAAGGAAAAUGUUUGAUCUUAAGUAUCUCAAGAAUGUGAAGGAAAAUUUUUAAAUACUUACCCGGUAUUGAAUAUGAAGAAGGAGAAGAAGAUUUUCAAAUAGAGAUUGAUAAAGAAUCCAAAGAAGACAAGGAUGAUAAUGAUGAUGUAGAAGAUACUAUUGACAAUGAUAUUUUUAAAAAUUGGAAAAUACAGAGAAGAAAAAUGGAAUAGCAAUCAACUGUGAUGGUUUUAGGCUGGACCUUGUAAAAUUCUUCCACCGUAAGGCUGCCUUUGUAAAAUAAUAACCCACCUUCCCUCAGUUUUGCCCUUGCAGUAGUAUACCCGAGUUAUUUCCCUUGUUGUUAUCGCAUUCCUACGCCAGACAGCUCACGCAAAGGCGUGAUUUUGCAUUCUCCCCUUCACGCCGAUAAACUUUGAGGGUAGAAGGUCGAAAUCGCAAUAUUAAAAGUGAUGGUCAUUGGAUGGGAGAACAAACAACAUUUAAACCACCCAAAUGAAUCAUCACCCAACUCAAAUAAAUAGCCAGAACAAAGUAGGAUCUGUCUUUUAUUGUCUUAUCACUUGACUGUGAAUGCUGGAGAUAACUACACUUGAGACUUCAUAGCGUGAUCAUUAACAUGGACCGCAACCUAGACUACUAGUAAGUACGCAACAAUGAUUUUGAUAUUAUAUUUUUGCACUUGUAAUAUGCAUAAAAUUAUGUAGCAAGGAUUCGAGCGUGAUUGAUAUUAUGUAUUCUAAUAUUGCCUUUGCCACGGGCUACGACACACCGCCAUCCCAUCAUAGAGAUGGUAGGUUGUUGUUCAACUCACCCAUGUCUCUUUUAACAAAAUGAUAAUAUGAAUAUUAUGUUCCUAUAUUUUUAACGGUUGUUAAUGAUAAUUAAAAUGUUUGCCUAGUCCAACAUUGUCGCGAAGCAACGUAUGCUUAUUCCGACAAUGACAAGACUUAUAAAUCUAUCCACAAAUUGGAUGUAUAUGUACAGCCUAUGUCAGCCUCCAUACAUUGAUCUGAAUUCGUUACUGUUGGAAUGGGACUUGUCAGCUUACGACUAUUUGCCUAGAUACUUAGAUACCUAUUUUGUAUCAUUUUGCCUUUAGCCUGGUUAUUAUUACUGGACCGACUUACCUUGAAGCUGGAACUAGGGGAUUGAUUUACAUCUUACACCAAACUACCUAUGGCCACUAGAAGGACCUCGAGAUCCAGGAACUCUUACCACCCACGAUUUAUUGCUGGAUAGUCAACUUCCUAUCGCAGAGAUCCCAUGGAUUCUACGACCGGUAACUCCGACUUCGCUCCGAUUGGAAAGCUCCGAAGACCGGAACAGGGGAUAUCCUUCUGGAACAGAAGGAACUCCCACACAUUUUGAUCCACUGAGAUCAUCAGUGAAACUAUAAAGGCUAAGUCCACAAAUAUUGAACAUAAAACAUUGAGCAAUAUAGCAUUAAUAAUGAUGACACUGUCAGUAUGUUAGGGACACUUGUAUUUCAUUUAUAUACAUCUAUAAUUGUCUGAUGUCCAUUUGGUUUAUAUAUUAAUCACCAAGAGUGUAUUACGAGGAAAAUUGUAAACAACCUUAUUCAAUAAAUACUUGUAAUUAUUUUCUCCUUUAACAAAAACUUUGUUUCAGUCUAUAUGUAUAGGUUGUUAUGUCUGAGUGGUAAUUUGGCUUACUUAACGAAUCCCUAGACAGAGUGCCAAGAGGAGAUCUCAUACGAGAGAUACCCCUCACUAGAAAAACCUAAGUCAGAUCACCACAUCAACUUUCAAAAAAAUUGAAAUUUCAUUCAAAAACUUUCAUGAUAUAUAGGCCUUGCAAAAAUAGCACACACCGAUCUUGAAUCUUUGUUUUUACAAAUUAAUAUAUUGAAAGCAUCAAAACAGGAAUUUCUGCAAAAGAGAAAUGUGAGUCCAAUUGUAAAAUGCAGGGAGAAAAGUACAUUUCUAGCAUGAUUGUUAUAAUGGCCCAAAUUAUUCAUUGUGGAAUUUUAUACAACUAUUGUGAGGAGAAAAGUGUUUUCAAAGAAAUUAUCCUAUGAAUUAGUGCUGCCUCACUUACUUGAAUUUAUAAUCUUCAUAUUUUAUUUUCAUGUUAUAUCUUUACUUUUAUGAAUGUGUAACCUUCAUUUCAUUUUUUUCUCAAAAUUAUGUAACCAUUAUUUAAUAAAAUACUAAUGUCUAAUAUAAAUUUGUGCGUUGUCAACUUAAUUUUUCAUUUUAUAUUGUUUGCUGAUUAUCUUAUUUAAAAUAUAAAUUAUUUUAAAAUAUUCCAAUAAAAUUUACUUAUUUAACCAGUUACACAAUAUCAGUUUGAUAUAUCAGCCCUGUCUGGUUUGGAACAGAGCUAGCUCGCUUGAAGGUUAACUACCAAUAUUGAUAGUUAUCUCUAACCAAAUAUAAAGGUGCAAAGUAGUAGAGCCUUAUCUAUAAUGUUAAAUGAAGUUUUGUUAUUUAUUGUGGUGUCCUGACUAUGUAAUUAUUAAAAUCUUGAACAGCAAAGUUGGCCUUCAUGCUUCACAUGCCAGUCUUAUGAUGAUGAUAAUCGAAAUCAGUCUGUAUUGUUGCAAAGUAUAAAUAAAGUCCUUGUUCGCCUGCUCGGUGAUGAAUCUUUUGAUUUUUAUACAGGUAGACCUUUGACUAUUUUUAUUCUGAUAGGAAAAAAAUAUUUUAUUCUCUAAUAAUUAUAAACAAUAAUAAUUGUAUUUUUAUUAUUUAUUAUAAUUUUUUUUAUAAAUAAAGAUAAUAAUUUAUUGAUAUGAAUGUGAUAAAACUAGCUAAGUUGAAAAAAAAUGAUAUUUAUAACCCAACCUUAGUAAUUAGAAUCAGAGGAAUAAAAUUAAUAAAUUUUAGUUAAUACAGAAUCAGUUGGAAUGUAAUCUUUUUAAGAGGAAACGCCACAUUUGAUUUUAAAAAAGUGUUGACUUUUAAAAUAAAUAUGUUUUUAAAAUAUUUUUUUACCCUCUAGACGAAAAAUAUUUGGUGAAAUUUAAGGGACAGCAGGGGUCGGAAAUCACCGAAGGCUGUCAAACUAAAAAUGAAGCAUCACUAAUUGUAAAAAAAUGUAAGUAUCACAUUUAUUUAAAAUACUGAGAAUUGAGAAAACACCUUCUUAUUAAUGAGUCACUAUAUAUUUUAAACAUAAUAUUUUUGGAGAGCGAAUAUGUGUUAUUUAUGUCAUUGUGUGGUCUGUAAUAGAGCUGUCAAAGCUGGCAAACAGAAAAAAAAUCAAUAAAAAUGGAAUUUUUUAAAAGAUAAUUUUAUCAUCUGCCUUAUUAUUUCCUUACAAAUUUACAAACUAAACAUAAAUUGUUCAUGAAUAAGAUGUUCAAACAAAUAAAUACUUUUUAUGACUAAUAAAUAUUAUCAGAGUUUUAUUAUGUCUCUAAUUAAUAAAACAUUAAAACAAAUUUUAUUUUAUAACCUCUGCAAAAUUAUUAUAAAAUAUAUAUACCUUAAAUUCUACCAUAGCAAAAAUCUAAUAUGAAAUAUUAAUAAUUAAAUCUAUGCUAGGACAAUAAAAAGUUAAUGUUUUAUAUACCGGUACAGUGGUUAACAAUAUUAUGAAAAAUAUACCUGUAGCCUAAAAUGUUCUGGUUUUAACCUGCUGACUAAAUGUUUAUAUUAUGUAUCAUACUUUCACCUUAAAAAUUAUUUAUUUAUACCCUGCUUUCUAAAUUAGAAAUGAUUUAACUAUGCUAAUCACUUAAAUUUAUAAGAGUUUGUUAGUGUGUAUGGUAUCUUAGUUUUACUUUAAAUGCAUGCUGUUCAUAAAGAGAGGUUAAGGAUAGAUUCCUAGUCCUUUGCACCUAAUGUUACUUCUACUUUAAGUGUGUUUUCAGUACAUUAGUAUUAUUGUGAUGAAAGCCCUGAAUAAAAUACUGGUUCAGUGUAAACACAUUGUUUAAUGUAAACAUCUAUAGUUAUUUUAAUCAAAAUACAGUUGUUUUUAUCAUUGUGCAAGGUGUACAUUUUAGAAAGUGGUCAAAUGUUCUGCAUGAGUGAGUUACCAGUAUUAUUAUAAUUAAAAGUAUAUCUCUGCAUGUAAUGAUAAGUAAGCAAAUGCUCUCUUAUUUCAGCUAAUUCUAAAGGUAUUAUUUUAAUUAAAAAUGCUACCAUUUGCUGCUUUGUAAAUAGCAAUUUAUGUUGUAAGUUUUAAGAAAAGGUAUACUACAUUAUUUUAUGCGUUAUAUGUAUGUGAUGUGUUUUCUGAGUAGCAAAAAAAAAUGUUUUAAAUAUUGUUGUUUUUUAUAUAUAUAAAACAAUCUUUAAAACAGUUUUACGAUAUUUUUUGGGAUUCUUGAAUAGCUUUCAUUGGAACUUUGAUUCAAAAUGUAAUUAAUGAGGUAGAUAAGCAAAACCCACCCAGAUAUUUAAAAUGGUUCAUAGAGUAUUAGGCAUUUGUUCUAGACAACCAUUGGUAACCACCAAUAUUAUUUUGUAAAUUCUCAGUAAUAAUAAGAAGACUAAUGCUUAAUUAUUUUCAUAGGUAUAGUCUUAUUCUUUUCUUACUAGAUUUUUUGAAUUCAUGAUUGUGUGUUUUUCUAUUUCAAAUAAUUUUGUAUUUCCAAAAUUUAAAAUCUUGGUCUAAUGCCUACUAUGAACAUUAAGUUGUCUUCUUAGAUGUGAAGUGCUAGUUUUUUCACUUCUCUUUGGGAAACUAAUAACAUAUUAUUUGAAGAAAAACAAAUACAUAUUUCUUGUUAUUGCAUUAUUUUUAUGUCUCUAUCAAUCUCAGACAUCCAAAAUUUGUAUUAUUUUGAAAAUCCUAGCAAGAUAUCUAGACUUACAACAUGGGAAUUGAAUUGGAAAAAUUGAUUCAAUUUGUUUCAGUCUCUUAAAUUUUAAAGGAAAAAAAAACUUUUUUGAAAAAAGUUUGUAGAGCACCACUAUUUAUUUCAUUAAAUUUACAGUAGUUUGAGUAGUAAUCUUUUAAUAAUUUUUUUUUUAAAACAUUAGUCUAAUUAUAUAAAAACUUAGAUAUGGCUUGUGAACCCACACUAAGCUGUUAGACAAAACUAAGUUUUAUUGUGAAUGAUUAGUGCGUGCACUGGUUUAAUUUGUUAAGAACAUACUUAUUUUUUUUAAACGUGACCAAAAAUUAAAAAUUUUUCAGAAUCUGAAGCAGCUUCUUCAAAACAAAAUAAAAGCAAAAGAGAUCUGACAGAUUACCCAGAGAGAGACCUUUUCAUCUUUGCAUGUUUUUUUAACAGACAAAAAAUGGCAGAUUUAUUUCUAAACUUAGGUGUUGAUCAAAUUGGUAAUAUAAUUUUGUACUUUUGAAUAUUUACAAUCAUUUGUUGAACAAAUAGUUAAAUUCAAAAUAAUUGUUCAAUUUAUUAUAUUUCCUUAAAAUUUAAAAAAAAAAUUUUUUAAAGAAACUUUUCAUCCUCAAAUUUACACCAUUUUUUUUUCAGGAUGAUUUGUCAAUAUCAUUUUAAAAGACAAAUGUAUUCCUUCAAAAUUAUAUGACUCUUAAUUACUGUAUCACAUUUGCACAAUUUAUUGCACAUAAAAACUCAUUAAAAUAAUUAAGCUUUUUUUUUAAAACAUUUAUUUAUUUCAAGCAAAAUAAUUUUAUGUUUGACCUAAAGGUUUGGAGGAUGAAUGGAAGAAAAAAACAAAUAUAUUUAAAAAAAAAAAAAAAUUCUCCCUGAAAAAAAUAAACAAUAUAAAUUUUCUUUCUAUAUUUACAUUUUAAAACCAGGCACAUCAUUGUUGGGAUGCUCCCUUCUAAAGGCACUGUCAGUUAAAGCUGAGUCUUAUGAGGAAACUGCCCUCAGCAAUAGCUUUCUGGUUCAUUCACAGUAAGAAAAUUGUUCUUUUAUCCUUUAAAUACACGUACUCACAUAAAUAAAUUACAUCAACUUGAAAAAGAUUGUAUCAUUUGCCUAGAAUAUUUUCAAAUCAUGUGUUAUAAAAACUUUCUUUAAAAUUUCUGAUAUCAAAAUUUUAUAUUUCUCAGAAUAUUAGAGAACUUUGCUAUCUCUGUUCUAAAUGAGUGCUACAUGCGCAGCAAACUUGAUGCUCACACUCUGCUGUACCGUGACAUGAAGCAGUUGGGAAAUAUUCCUAUUCUGGCGUUAGCAGAGAGGCAACAACUGAUGGACUUUGCUGAGCAUCCAGCUUGUCAAACCAAACUAACAAGUAUAUGGAAAAGUGAUAUCUCCCCACGGACUUCACAAUUAAUGGUAACUAAAUACCAGAAGUUGUUCCAAAUCAAAAUAGAUAUUACCUUAUCUGUCAUCUCAUAGGAUAAUUUUUCCAUUCAUUAUUGACUUCUCAUAGUAUAUGGAAAGGUGAUAUCUCAACCCGGAUUUCACAGUUAUGGGUAACCUAAUCAUUAGUUAUGUUAUUAUUAGUAUCAUAAUAUUUACUUUGAUUACUUACAAGUUCUAAAAUUAUACUUGUGCCCCAAGUAAAUAAUUACCAUAGUUGUCAACUCAUACAAAAAAAUCUUCCAUUUAAUUAUGAUUCUUUAGUGAACCCUACAGCAAAAUAACUUUUCAUAUUAUUUAAUUCUUUAAAAAAAUAAUGAAAAUCCUUCACAAAUUAGAUCAACCACAAUAAUUUUUCUUCAACCUAAGCUCUAGUACAUUUGAUAACUGCUAUAGCUGAAGUAUAAGUGAAAAUGAUUUAAUUAAAUUGACAGUAGAAAAUAUUUUUAAUCAUGAAAUAUCUCCAAAAAUAUUAAAAAUGCAAUUCUGUUGUUUUGCAUGGGAUACUGUGGUUACUGUUGUUCCUCUGUCCCCUCAUUGCAACAAAUUCUCUUAAUUUAUAGAUGUAGCUUUUCCAUGUCCUGAAAAUAAAGACUACUCAUAAAUUUUAUUGUAUGGACAAAGCACAUCUCUUUUAAUAUUAUUCCUUCAACAAAUAAAAUUCAUGUCAACAGAUCCUCUUGACAAGUGUCCUGCCUUUCCUUAUUAUGUUCAUGAAGUUUAAUGUACCUGACCACAAGUCUGCAAAAUCAAACCAAGUUGAGGAUGAUGGAUCAACAGGUCAGACAAGUUCCAAGAAACCUCAUAAAGAAUUAUCAAAGUUCACAAAGCUGAGAGAAGUCAGGGUUGGCUGUUCUGGAGAGAACAGACUUAAUGUUUUUAGGGCCCUAUAUAAUUUUUAUUCAGCCCCGGUGACAAAAUUUACAACUAAUAUAGUGAGUUUCUUUUUAAAUAUUGAAUUAAAUUAAUUGAAAAGCUCUAUUCUAUGGUUCAUAAGAUUUUAUUACUUUCUUGAGAAUUUAUAAUCUUAUAAAAGUUUAUGAUCAUGCAUAGAGUAUUGCUAGAAAAGUUUGUACACUUCAUUAUAAAUUUGGAACAUAAAAGUAACAGAAGUGAAUAGUCUCAUUAUUGGCAAGAUUGUUUUUUUUUGUAGUUCAUGUUUCUUUGUUGGUUUUUUAAAAAGAUUUUUAUAUUUUAUUUCAUUUGUUUCUUUUAAAGGUUGGGGGAUGUCUUUUGGAUAUUUUUGGUAUGGGAUGUGUUUGGGAUGUUUUUUGAUGAGUUUGGGAUAUAUAUAGUGUGUGGUCAUGAGUUUGGGAUGUUUUUGGGGAUAUUAUGUGUUGCGAUGUGAUUGCUUAAUACGUAGUUGUUAAACUUGCUACCGGUACUAGUAAAUUUGAAGAAAGAAAGCACUCUCUCAAUUUUCAUUUUAAUGUUAUUGCUAUUUUUUUGAGGUUAGUCCACCUUAUUACUAAUUGUAUUUCUACGCCAACACAUUUCUAACUCCUUUGCCACCACCCCCUCGGCAAACAAGUGAGAUAUUUAAAGUCUAUGACUACACCACCACCAAACUUAAGCAAAUUACAUACUGCUUCCAAGGAUAAAAACAAAGAAGAAAAUAGGCAAAGAUAUUAAGCUCAGUGGCAUAGCUAAUGUUAAUGCCACCCGUGCUGCCUCCCUUUCAUGACAAAACACCUCACUGAAUUUGGUUGAAAACGCCUCCUGGAGCACUCCCCUUCCUUCGCCACUGAUCAUAUUUGUAAUAACGUUUAGUUUCAAGAUAUUUAAAGUUGAUAGACAUGAUUAAAAACUACAAUACAAGACCUAUAACGAGACAGAUUAACUGGCUCUAGCAAAUUUCUCUCAGUAAUCUUAUUGCAUUUAUUAGGGUUGACAUUAAUUGAAAAUUUUUGUAGGCUCUUAACUGGCCACAAUGCUUUCAAUUCCACAUUAUUAUGAGCAACUUUUAAUAUUUCUUUCUGGAAUCUUUUUGACAGAUGGCUUACAUAAUCUUGUUGGGACUGUUCAGCUACUUUCUUCUGACCAAUAUCCAGCCAGUGGGUGAACCAAACUCUCCAUCAGUUAUUGAAUAUAUUGUAUGGGCCUGGUUUGCCACAAUGUUUCUGGAGGAAAUCCGUCAGGUAUAGUUUGAGUAAUGAACGGAGAAUAUAAUAAUUACCAUUUAAUAUUUAUUCAAUCCCUCAAGACCUGAAGCAGUGCUAAGUGAAGUAUUUUUAAGUGAAAAAGAAGAUUAAAGAGUGAUAAGCUAUAUUUUAAUAUUCUGUAAAAUUUAAUUUACAUCAGGGGUCUCAAACUCAAAUCAUCCAGGGGCCGCAAGAGGUAGAUUCUGAGUGAGACUGGGCCGCAUCAAGUUAAAAAAAAAGUGAUUGCAAAUUCAAUAAUGUACACCUGUUACAGUCUGCUCAACCUUUAUUAAUGACAAAAUAAAACAUUAAGGGUUCUCAAGAACUUGGCUUCACUUUCUUACUCCUACUGCUCGUUGCCAGAGACCUGACAGCACUUCUUCUUACACAGCUGAGUAACUUUGGCUUGAGUGAAGAAGCAAAUGAGACCCUCAGUAUAGCUUGAAGAUGCUCAUCAGUAGGUUUGGCCCUGAACUUUGACUUCUUCAAUUUCAUAGUGGAAAAGAGCUUUUCACACAGAUAGAAACUCCCAUAAAAGGCACAUGAUCCGCUUGAACAACCUGGAAAUCUCAGGGAAGUCUGAGGACAAUGCUCUCAUAAAUUAUCCUUGCUUUUCUGUUUUUCCAUUCACCUCCCUGAACUUAGAAUUGCACUGAAGAUCAAUUAGCUCCAUUUGAAGUGCAAGUAAGGGGAGGGGGUGGGGUUGCUUCUUCCAAAUUGAAGGAGAAAUGGUCAGCAAAAAGUUAAAAAGUUGCUCUGUCUGUUUUGAAGUAAAAAACAAUGUCAUCAAAGUAUUCCUGUAGAUGUGCAAUGGCAUCAUUAUAGUCAUUACUGAAUGGUGUGCCCAUAUUCAUGAGUACUUUUCAUUUUGGGAAAUGGCAGAGGUUUCUCUAAGAAUCAUAACACAAGUUUUAUGCAGAAUGCCCUGACAUCAUAAGCAACACUGACAAGUUGCCCCUGUUCUUGUAACUUCUUGUUGUGUACAUUCAGCUCCUGUGUAAGGUCAACACAAAAAGCCAAGUCCAUGAGCCAUUUGGGAUCACUUAGUACAAGAAAAACUACCCCAACUCGCAGGCCGCAUUACACUAAAUUUUGCUGUCAUGUAGCAGGCUGUAAAAUAAUGUCUUGUGGGCCGCAAAUGCCUCACGGGCUGCGAGUUUGAGACCCCUGAUUUACAUGAAUGGUAUUUGUUAUUCUGAUGUACCAAAUUGUGAAGAUUUUUGAGAAGUGAACAAGAGCUAAAGUUGAACCCUUCUUAGAAAUGCCAAGUUUGGCUUUAGAAAAUUCUUUGCUAUCUUCCAAAUGUGUGAAAAAGCUUGUGAAUAUCAACGACAGAUUAAUCUGGUUUUUGUCGAGGUGGAAAAAGCUUUUUACAAUAUUAUGAAAUAUGCUGGAAACUUACAGAUUACAAGUACAGCUCCUCUUUAACAUCAGGGCACUAAAUACAAGAAGUCUCAGUGCUUUGUGUACUUUGUGUAGACUCUCUGACUGGUUGGAAGUAAAAUCUAGAGUCUAACAGGGGUGCACUGUGUUAUCUUUGCUGUUCAUUAUAUAUGUAGACAUAAUUACAAAGGAUGCCACUCUAUUUCUUGAGGCACUCAAUGAAUUGCUAUGACAGAUUACCAAUGAAAAAAACCUGCCAUUGUUAUGGAAUAAAAAUAAGCAAAUCUAAGAUCAAAAUCAGUUGGCCGUAACCAAGAAAAAGUGUACAUAAUUAUUGAUGGUCAGCUGCUCCAUCAAACCCAAGAGGUUUGGGAAGUGUUUGGACUGAGCAUGUUAAAAUGGAUUACGAGAAAGAGAUAAGAAUGCAGAAGCAAAUGCAGUCAGCUACCGAAUUUUCUUGCUACUAAGAUACCCAAGAAUGGUGAGCAAAGCAAGGCUAAUUAAUACUGCCUUUAGUCAAAUUGCAACCUUUACUGACCAGUAUCAAAUAUUUGCUCUGAAAAAAAGUCUUGAGAGAAAUUAUAUUCACCUGUCAGACGAGAUAUUUAAGCCAAGCAGCUGGUAAAACAAGAGGGACCAGAUAAGGAACCAGGAAGUAAGACAAUAUUGGUGCUAACCCACCCCAGUCAGCCAGUAUAUGGCCCAACAAAAAACUAAUUAUGGUUUGUCCAAAUGAUUAGAAUGCCUGUCAACCAACCUGCAUUGUAAUUGUACAAUAGCAGGCACUAUGGUUUCAGGGCCAGAGGAAGACCAUGCUGUCAGUAGAUUGAUUGUGUUAAGGACCGGUACCCUAAAAAUCUGCAACAUGAACCUCCAGCAGGCCUCACAGCUUGCAAGAAUCCAUCAACUAUAUUGCCCAUAAUGCCUCCCCAGUGAAAGCUUGCAGAAGAAGUUGUACUAAUGAAGGCAUUGGCCAAAAGUUUAACAUUUUUGUUUUCAAAUAAUAAAAGCUUACAUAAUAUACUGUUUUAUUUAAACAAAUUUUUUGCAUCUCAUUAAUCUAAUGUAAUGAAACGUGGUUUUAUGCUGCAGACCUGUUCACCCUCAAACUUUUAAAAUCGUACAAUUUCAUCACAAAAUCUUUCCAUACAUUAUAUUUAUAGUAAAAAAUAAACAUACAGUAUAUACAAUCUAUACAUCUCAAAAUCGUAGAUUGUAUGCCAAAAUCGUAAGAGUAAACAGGUCUGAUGCUGUAAUAAUUUUUCCAGAAAAAUUCUUUACUGAAUGUAAUUGAUAUAAACAUUUGUAAAAUCCUAGUACAAUAUGUUUUCUUUAAUAUGUCAGGUAACAAGUACACAUCAGCGCUCCAUCACGUACAAAUUGUCAAGUUGGUUUGGUGAUUUUUGGAACCGUUUUGAUCUACUUACCUUCAUAUGCCUGGUCAUCUCCAUCAUUAUGCGCUAUCAACUGGAAAUGGACAAAUUUGUGUAUACACGGGUUGUGUAUUCCAUCACACUACUUUUGACCUACUUGAGAUUUAUGCAGUUCCACUUUGCACAGCCAGACAUUGGGCCUAAAGUUAUUAUGAUUAGAAGGAUGGUAAGACUCAUAGAUUUUUAACAGUAUAUUUUAUCUUGUUAACCAUCCAAGAUGUUCUUUACACCAGAACAAUUUGACACACUACUUCAGUCAUCUGUCUAAUUUUGAGUUCGAUUUUUUUUUACUUUUACAAACAUAGAUGGGAUCCUGCUCACAUUUUUUCCGAACAAAUGCUAAAAAUUUGGGGAAUUAAUUAGAAUUAGACCAUUGGAAUUGUGAUCUGCAAUUGAAUUUUUUUCUCAGUUUAACCUGUUUUCAAUGUGGUUGGUUGGGGGUAGGGGAAGUUAUUUAAUAUUUUUUUUGUUGAAGAUUUCACAAUAUGUUUAGUUUCACUAAAAAAUCUUUGGUAUUAUUCCUUACACUACAUAUAUUUAAUUAUUUUUUUAAAUUACAGUGAUCACUAGAGCUUAAGAUAUAUUAUUUAUCACUACUGACUCGUUAAUUCUCAAAUUAAUUAUUCUCUGAUUUUUCUUGCUCAGUAUGCUGAUGCAGGCUUUUAGCCAAAAUGUCACAAUAUUGUCCUUUUCUUCUUCUUCUUCUUCUUCUUCUAUAUCUUAAGGGCCCACGAUCAAUUUAUUGAUCAUUUUGGCUCCUAUGCAUGUAGAUGGGAUUUGCAAUGUUUCUGUUACUGGUGGUGAUGAGGAAAUUAUGCACUAGGGGUUUGAAGGCUUGAGGCAAUAGACACAAAUGUGUCUAGUGUUGUCGCCUCAACUGUUCCUUUUGAAAGAUGGUUCCAGUCCCUGAUUGUCUUGGGCAGGAAUGAGCAGCUCCUAUACUGGCUUCUUGCUGGUAUGAGCCUGAAUUGCCUGUCAUGGCCUCGUCGCUGUCUAUGGGGGAGAGGGACGAGUUUCUGUUUAAUACUGGAACAGUGGACCAGCCCAUUAUUUAUCUUGUACAUCAUGGAGAGCCUGGAUUGUCGUCGUCGUUUCUCCAAUGGUGACCAGCCUAGUGUUUCUAGCAUGCUGCCAACACUAGAGGUAUUCCUGUAGCGGUUUAGGACAAAGCGUGCUGCUCGUCGCUGGACCGCCUCCAACCUGUCAAUGCUCUUCUGGGUAAAUGGGUCCCAGACUGAAGAUGCAUAAUCUAAAAUCUUUGUUUUCAAGCUUUCACAUAUCUUUUUCUACUUUUCCCUUCACACAACUUGAAUGCAGUCCCUUAAAUGUUAUGUUUAUAUUAAUUGCCAUCUCACAUCUAGAAGAUUUAGGUUUGAAUUUUUAGAAAUUUGUAGAAUGUUUGGAGAAGCCUUGAAAAAUCUGGAGGAGUUCAUUAUUUAACUGGUAUAAUUUCCUUUAUUUUUUUAAAGAUUUUGAGUAUAGUAAUAGCUUAGCUUCCAAGCUAAAAAUAUUAUUUUGUUUGGCUCUUAAACAUCUCAGAAUUAAUAAGGAAAAAUUGCCUCACCAAUAAAUCUGUUCCUGCAACAUAUGUUCAGUCACAGAAUUUACAUUAUUUAAUGUAAAGUAAUGAAUAAUAUCAUUUUUUCUUCACAGCUGACAGAUCUGUCAUUGUUCUUCUUCAUCCUUUUGGUGUUUGUGUUGGGCUUUGGUGUUGCCUAUCACAUCAACAUGUUUCCAAAUCAACCCUUGAGUUGGUCAAUUCUUUACACAGUCUUCCUGUUCCCAUACUUCCAAAUCUUUGGAGAGCUUUUUUUGGAUGAACUUGGGGGUAAUAAAUAAACUCCUAAUAUAAUGUUAAAUAUUAAAUUAUUGUUUUUACUACUUAAAUAUUGUUACUACUUAUCUUGUAUGUUUAAUAUUUCUAUAGGCCUAUUUAUUUUGUAUUUAAGCUUAAUUUUGUUUGAACUUUUGAAGUACCUGCAAUAGAAAUAAAAACCUUCAAAACCUUUGCUUUAUUCCCUCUAAUUGCAACUUUAGAACGUUGUUAUUAAAAUUGUUUUAGUUUUGCUACACUACUAUGUUUGGGCAAAAAAAUCAUUUUAGAACUGAACAAUAAAUGAAUUAAUUAGCAUUAUGAUAUGAAAAGAGAUAUAAAAUCCUCUAAACUGAAUUGAAUUUAGCAAAUUUAUUUUCAUAGUACAAUACCUAGUAAUAUAGCUAACCAAAAUUUAUCAACAUAGAUUGAAUGAAAUUAAACAAAUUUCAACAAAAUAAUUUCAAAUAGGUGCAAUAACGUGAUUGUGUCAGAAAUUAUUGUAUUUAUAAAUUAUUGAGUCAUUAAAUGUAAUGGUAUAAUUUAUAAAUCUUAAAAAUAUUUGUUCCCCAAAAAUCAAAAUGUUAUUUCACAAGAUGGUUUAACUUAUAGGUCAUUUGUCCUCUUUAAUCUUUAGGAAAGAUAGAAGAUGGUGAUGGAUGUACUAAAAAUCAAACAAUUUGGUUAGAAGACCCAUCACAACGAUGCCCUGAAAAAAAUGCCAUUGUGUAUAUCUUCUUAGCAGUUUACUUGGUGCUAACAAACAUCUUACUAAUUAACCUACUUAUUGCCAUGUUCAGGUAAUGUAAUUGACACUUGAUUUUAGGUUUUCUCAUUGUUUGCUUUUUUAAUGUCACUGUUAAUACUGUUAUUUUAUCAACUUUGCUCCCCUUUAAAUGUUUAUGUGUUUUAAUAUUUUUUUCUGAAUGAUAAAGCAAUUUCUCCUCACAAUGUUAUCAUAGGGUCAUAACAAUUAAAAUGUUUAACUGCACACAUUGCUUUGUUAAAGCUUAGUUUUUAAAUUAACCCAAAUAUAAAACCAUCUAUUUUAGGAAAUUAAGUUUUAAUUUGAAUUGAACAAAAGCGUAAAUGAUAUAAUUUUAUUAUAAUUUAUUGAUUAGUAAUCAUUAUUAUAGUAUAUUUGAAAGUUACUAAAUUAUAAUUCAUUUUCAACUAAAUCUUCUUGAUUUCCCAAGGAAUGUUAUUUUAUUGAUGUCUCUCCUGUAAAAAUAUCUCAGUUACACUUUCCAAAAAGUAAACUCAACAAAAGUCUGGCGUUUUUAUCGCAUCUCUCUUGUGUAUGAGUAUUUUCAUCGCCCAUCAUUGGUUCCACCCAUCAUAAUAAUCAACCUGAUUUGGAGAAUGAUGAGCUUCAUUUUUGAGUGGAAAUAUGGAACUCAUAUAAAAUUUGGUAAUGUAUAGAAAGUUUAUAUUUUACUAAUUAAAUUUAUCUGAAAUAUUGUGACUAUUUAUGGCUCUCAAAAUGCAUUAGUGAUGUGAGAGAAGCACAUUUAAAUAAAAAAAUCCAAACUUUUAUGAAAUUUAGAAGUCAUAUUUUAAUUUUGCUUAAUCAAGAUAUUGUAUUGAAAUUGAAAAGCUGUUGUGAUAAAAUAACCUUGUAUCUUCAGUUAUAGAAUUUAUUUGAACUUCCUUUUUUUAACAUUCUGAGUUUAUGACAUAAGUUACAGACUACAGUUAAUUUUGAGUUUAUUCCACAAGCUGUAACUUAAAUUGUAAGACUCCAGUUAAUUUUGCACAGCAGAAUUUUAAUCCCACACUGACUUUCUUCUGACUUCUGUAGUUAAGAUUUUUUGUGUAGGGCUUACCUUACCUCCUCCACAAAAAUUGGCUACAUUACAGACCCAGAAACAACUUAAAACCUGCUACUAACUUUUCAAUGUAACCAUUGUACCACAGGGCAAACGAACUUGUUAAUUGAUGUCAUUAAAAGCUGUAUCAUCACAGUAAAUGAAAGUAUUCAAGGAAACUAAAUUAUAUCAUAUGAUUCAACACUCUUAUUAUUUCAUAACUUAUAAUUCUGUUUUUCCUCUUAGGUGUGACUCUUGACGCUGAUAAUAACCAAAGACUGAGGUUAUUUGAGAAGUCUGCAGUGGAUGCCCAUCUUGCCCAGUCAUCUAAAAAAGAGAGAAAACUCUUGGACUUUAGAGCGGCAUCAAUAUCAGACAGGUUGGUUAAUGUUAGAUAACUAAGACUUAGAUGACAUGUUUCAUUCCUUGCCCACAUAAUGCACUAACAUUAUGUCAAUUCAUCCAUCCAUCCGUCCUUGUAGCGCUACAGCCCAUGUAGGGCUUUGGCCUGCCUCACCACUUCCUUCCACUCAGACCUAACUAAUGCCUUUCUUUUCCAUGCUUGGACUUUCAGCUGCUGUAGAUCUUUUUCUACAUCAUCUAUCCACCUAAGCCUAGGUCUGCCUUUGAGCCUUUUUCCUCUGGGGUAUUGGUGAUGCACCCUCUUCGUUCCUCUGUCAUUUGGGAUUCUCGCUGUCAAUCCAAAUGUGCUUAUUUAAUUUUUUUUGCUGGCAUCCGUCCAUCACAAUGUGACAAUGGUGUAGAUUUCGCAGGAUGAAAUCAACAAGGCCUGGGAUUAUUAUUUGUUAGGAUUAUAAACUAGAUAACCCAAGGGAACAUCAUGUGGUUGAUACGGCUUGGCACCACCAUCAUUGCAGGAAUAUUUCAUUGUACCAAUGUUAUUCCCCUACGGGGCUCCAUCUCCGAGUUUCCUUCUCAUAGAUGAGUUGCCAUCAAAGGUUAACGGGUCUCAUCUACCCGCUGUGAUGUUUUUGCUUGACUGGGCUUUUUGUGGGGAUUGAACUCCAGACCACAAACUUGAGAUUGACUCAGUCUAGACCACUCGGCCACCCAGCACCCAAAUGGGUAUAGUAGGCUUAAAAUUAAAAGAACUGUUAUAUUUCUUCACAGGUUGGAAUUGGUGAUGAGUGAUCUCCAAAAGCUCAAUAAGGCCAUUCAAAGUGUGACACAACUAGAACUUAGACAAGGGACCCCUGGCGGAUCACAUGAUCAAAACGUUUGAGAGACUGAUGAUAAUAAGUAGAUUGAUGAAAGCACUCAUGAUACUUGAUCUAGUUUCACAAAGAAUUCUUACUUUUCUUAAAAUAAUUCUCAAAAAGUUAAUGCAAAUAAUUUGCAUGGUCUUUCUGUUUGUAUAUUUGUUUACAACUGUUAAAAAUGCUAUACAAUAAUUUUUAACCUUUAUGUUUCACUAUGUUUUAAACAAAUAAUUAUAAAAUAUAUUUUGUAUUUGAUUUUUUUUACACUUUUAGUUUUUCAAAAAAUUGAAAUUAUAAAUAUGUUUGUUAAAGGGAAAUAUAAACAAUCUAUUUCUUUAUUUCAAAGAUCUUUAUUUCUUGAAAAUAGAUACCAUAAUUUUGAAGAUAGUUAUAACAUUAUUAUUGUUAUGUUAAAUCAUGAAAUUUGUAACUGAUCACUUCAACUGAGAUUCUUUUCAAAACUCUUGUAUGAUAUAACAGGUGUGUCAUGGAAGUUUAUUUUAUUCAGUGUCCCCCAUUUUUCUUUCUAUCAAAAUGAAGGAAAAAUAAAUCAUUAACAAAAAUGUAUUUAUUAAAUCUAUUUGGUUCGUCGUGUACAACUUUUUAAAAAAAUGUUUAAAUUUUCAUGUAACUGUUUAACUAAGUAUUGUACAGACAAGCUGGGACAUUCAGCCUGGAACAAAAUAGCUAGUAAAUCAAUUAUGAGGUGAAUGUGAAUUAUAAAUAUUGUUUUGUACAAAAUAGAAGUAACAUACUUUUUCUGUCUUAAACUUAAGGUAUUUGAUUAUCAAAAUACGGAUUUACUCAUAAUUUUAAAUAUGUAGAUACUUUGGGAUAAUUAAAGGAA
Messenger RNA from Lymnaea stagnalis (great pond snail), 29277 nucleotides. Lineage: Eukaryota; Metazoa; Mollusca; Gastropoda; Lymnaeidae. The record is from the annotation of a GenBank genome assembly.